AUGCCUAAAAUAAAUCGUUUUACGGAUGUUGACGUUUCAUCUAGACGACUUCCAUCAGUUUAUGGUUAUCAUAGUCAAAAACUUGUUUCACUCGAACAGGCAUUAGAACCUAUCGUACCUCAAAUUGAUCAACUCCCUCGAUAUAUCAAAACAGCUAAGAAACAUUGUCUUCAUCCCUCGGAACAUAAGCUGACACGUGAUGAGUCAGCUUCUAUUUAUAUUUACACAAUGGAAUGGGAUGAGAGUAGUUUAUAUCGUGUAUUGAAUAAAGCAUUACGAGAUGAAAAUCGACAAGGAUUAAAAAUAUGGUAUCCAUAUUUAAAAUUAUUCGACACCGCAUUGAAUAAACUACCAACAGUCAAGGAAGGUCUGUGGCGAGGUGUCCCUGUUGAUAUAGGGAAAAAUUUUAAGAAAAAUCAAGUUUUAACAUGGUGGACCGUUAGUUCAUGCUCAUCAUCGGUUGACGUGAUUAAACAAUUUCUGGGAAAACGUCAAACUUUCACCCUUUUUAUGAUCGAAGCUCUGAAUGCGAAAAAAGUGUCCGGUUAUACAGCUUAUGAAGAUGAAGAUGAAGUUAUCUUACCAAUAGGUACACAGUUUCGUGUGAAAAGUAAUCCAUUAAAACAAUCCAAUGAUUCUCAUAUCGUGCAUCUGAUUGAAAUUAAUGACGAUCAAGAUGUUACAUCAGAAAUGGAUCAAAUGCAUAUGAAGGCUAAUUCUACAAGUACACCGUCGAGUGAGUCAUUUUUAUUUCUUCUUCAGAAAUCAAAAGUAUUCCUACGAUAUAAACAAAGAGAUAUUGAUAAAAAAUGA
Messenger RNA from Adineta steineri, 813 nucleotides. The record is from the annotation of a GenBank genome assembly. Lineage: Eukaryota; Metazoa; Rotifera; Eurotatoria; Adinetida; Adinetidae.